Molecule: messenger RNA, 432 nt
Organism: Exserohilum turcica Et28A
Lineage: Eukaryota; Fungi; Ascomycota; Dothideomycetes; Pleosporales; Pleosporaceae
Exons: 2
Coding region: 1-432 (143 amino acids)
Source: RefSeq, a predicted model, not a curated record
AUGACAUUGAAAGGCUCCAUCCUCAUCAAGAAGCUCUUCAGAAGACUGACCAGACUUGGUCUUCUCCACCGGGGGUCGUCUCCGCCGGGGGUCCUUCGACUGCGACAACAGCGGCGAAGCGACCUGGACCAAGAAGAACACCACAGAUCUGUCACCGGACAUGACGACCGCAAGCGCAUUGCUCAGUUCCGUAAGUCCGCACCUCCCGCAGCAGACGGCGGGAGGCACUUCAACCCCCGCUCGACCAGCAAGGCUGCCAACAUCCUGGCGGCCAUUGAGAAGCGCGCUCAUGAACAUCUGCAAUGCACCGAGGAGCUCGUUCCCUUUGAGAGUCGAGUCACCCUUGUCAAGGGUACACAGUGUCUUCUGAAGGCCAGAGCAGGCGAGUACGACAAGAGCGCAGAUCGACGGGAACUGACAGUAGCUGCAUAG